AUGCGUCCUAUUCUUUCCGCCGCUCUUUUUAUCGUUGCCUGCAAUGGCUAUUUCCUUGGACCCGUGUUUAAUACGCUAGGUCCAGGCCGUCAGGAGCAGCCUCGCAUGGCUGUGAACCCCUCGGAACUUGAGCAAUUCGCGAGGACAGAAAAGCGUGCCGAGUCGCACGUGAUGAAAAUUCCCAAAAUUCCCAAAAUUACCAGGAUUCCACCGGAAGACUUCGAGGAAGCAGGAAAGAUUCUAGCAAAGGCUCUGAAACAUGACGGUCAAAUAAAGAGAUACCGUAACCUUCUUGAUCCACUACUCGCCGCCGCGUCCAACGCUACAAAAUGCUAUGAAAAGUACAAGAGUAGCAGCGAUGACGUCAUUGGAGUUUGCGAUGACGAAUUCUUGAAAGUAGUAGACCUGCAAAAUCGACUCCUGUCGCUAGCUUCGAUGCCUGGUUUUCCAACCUCAUUGCUCUUCUCGGAGAAACUACCAGACGUGACCGAUUACCGCGAGAGCCUCCAAGGCAACGCAACCAAGGGCUUCCAAGAGGCUCUUGAUGGCCUUACUAAAGUCUUUGUCGAAGCGGAGAAAUUUCAACCCAUUGCAGAGCAACUACACCGCUAUCAUGAGCACCUGAAGAGCCUUAGAAAAGCUAUAUCCGAUGCUGAAGAUUGCUACGAGGCGUUUAUGACUAAAAUUGAAACAGAGGGAUUUGAAUCGCCGGAAGCCACCUCGGAGGUUUUGAAGCCCUGCACCGACCAAUAUGCAAUAGUCAAGGACAGACAACAUGAGCUUGAGGAAUUCCAAAACGGCACGUUGAAGGUCUCUGGAGGGAAAGUCUUCGCAGACCUCGAGCUGGCCAACCUACCGGUAUUGGAGGAGAAAACCGCAGACCUGGAAAAGGACAGGGCUAGAGCGGCCGCCUUGCUAAAGGAGGACGCGGACGAGGUGCGGCAGCUCAAUGCGACCAUCUUUGACGAGGUCAAUCUGGCCUUCAAUAACCUGACUGCUGAGACGGUACGCAACUUGCAAAAAUAUGUGUUACUUUCUGAGGCCAAAGCUGGCAAGUCGGCCAAGUCUGCUAUCGAAGCUGCAAAGAAGUGGUCGGAGCAGUUUUUGGCCGAGCUAUCAGCCAUGCCUGAGGCGAGGAUUCGUGACAUUGUUAUGGAUAUAAUGGCUUACACGAUGCUUGCGGAACCAAUUGCUAAGUAG
This is a messenger RNA of Metarhizium robertsii ARSEF 23, 1200 nucleotides long. RefSeq lists its product as uncharacterized. The record is from RefSeq and is a predicted model, not a curated record. Lineage: Eukaryota; Fungi; Ascomycota; Sordariomycetes; Hypocreales; Clavicipitaceae. Bases 1 to 1200 code for a protein of 399 amino acids. The transcript has a single exon.